Molecule: messenger RNA, 2022 nt
Organism: Pisolithus orientalis
Lineage: Eukaryota; Fungi; Basidiomycota; Agaricomycetes; Boletales; Pisolithaceae
Exons: 12
Coding region: 1-2022 (673 amino acids)
Biological process (GO): transsulfuration
Cellular component (GO): cytoplasm
Molecular function (GO): carbon-sulfur lyase activity; pyridoxal phosphate binding
Source: RefSeq, a predicted model, not a curated record
AUGCAUCACGCCGACACCACUAAGCCUGAUACCCCUAUUCCACUACCGAAAACGGAGAGCAAUAUCACAAUGGUUCUCCUCGAAUCACCUACUAACCCUCUUCUCAAGAUUGUAGAUAUUGCGACCAUCACAAAGGAGGUGAAGGAACAGGUUCCGGCCACACUUGUGGUGGUAGAUAAUACAAUGAUGAGUCCAUUUCCACAAAGGCCAUUCGAACAUGGCGCAGACAUUAUGUACGACAGCGCAACAGAGUAUCUCAGCGGUCACCACGAUCUCAUGGCUGGUAUCAUUACCUGUAACAGGGAUGACGUUGCAAAACUCCAUUUACUCGGCUUCCCCACAUUUUAUCCCGGUCUACCUGAUCAUCCCAACAGAGAAAUACAUGAACGCAUCUCCAAUGGUUACGGCACUGUCCUCAGCUUUGCAACUGGAAGCAAAGAUGUCAGCAAGCGCGUCGUUGCUGCAACCGGAUUGUGGUCUCAUGCCCUGCGCUAUGUUGCACGCCUCUAUACCACUGCUAUUCGUGCUGCACGGGGGCUUCCAGAAGAUUUAAUCCACCUUUGCGUUGGCAUUGAAGACUUAGCAGAUCUCCUCGACGACCUAAAACGUGCCCUGAUCGACGCAGGAGCUAUCCGAAGAACAGCUACCGGCCUUGAGCGUGUACAGACGUCCAUCAGAGAGGCUGUCCAGAAACUGGCAGAAAAGGAGGCAGCGAAGGACGAGAUUCCGCUGCAUUGUUAUGCUAUUUGUACCCUGAGAGCAGACGAUACCCUUGGCGUUCACUUCCUUGAUAUUGACAUCGGUCAGCCUGAUGGCUUCAAAUAUGAAUGGGACUUGUCAGAAUUACCCUGGGAUGCCAUUCCUUCUUUGGUCGCAGAAUCUUCACAAGGAGAGGGAGAGGUUGCAUUAAAUCACCAAUUUCUUGACACAAUAACAUCCCAAGUUCUUGCUGACAUAUCGAACGCACAUGCAUGCCAGGCAAGCCUGGAAUUUUUGUAUUUGUAUAUGGUUCUUGUGGCCCACUCAGGUCAAAGGCCUGCACUUACUCUCACAGCCCGAGCCACACUUUCUCUUCCAGAUACCCUUGCGUGGUGCACAAACAGAUACACGUUCCUUUUGGAAAAGAUCCUGCAUGGGACACCAAGCAGCGUGGAUAACUCGGUCGCGGUAUUUGGUGGCAGCCUUCAAUACACAAAGGGUCAAGGCAGAGGACUAGAAGCUAUUGAUGGAUUCAAAGCUUUACGAUUCUUGCUAAGAGACACACGUGCCCCUCGGAAUACACGCUCACUUGUCGCUGGUGUUGCUGAGCGUCUGGCCAAGGGUCCUAACGGAGUGAGUGGAAUCCUCGAGCAAAUUAGGGAAGUUGUUGGGUGUGCCAGGCGUACCCUUGGCGAGAAGGGGGAUGGAACUGCGGUGCUUGCCGGUCUCAUCGACGAAAAUCAUGCACACUUGGUCGAUCUUGGUGUCUCACAUCCCAGCCUGGAGGACGUGCGAGAUGUAACUAGGACAUAUGGGCUUGCCACAAAGUUGACUGGUGCAGGAGGUGGCGGGUGUGGUUAUGCUUGUGCCGGAUGGCAUUCAGACUUCUCCCAAUCCUCUCUCUCAUCAGUAAUAACCACCCGUCAAGGGAAGGAUAUGUCCCAUACGUUGCCCAAGCCGGAGGUCCUGGUCUCGGAGUCCUCGUUUCCCAGGGCUGGUUUGUACUUCCCACAACUCCUCCCAAACUACCCACCUCCGGCGUUAAGAGCAGUGGCUUACACAAUGAACACUAACAUGCCCCUUUCGCCUCCCUACCUUCCUCCCUCAUACUUCCCAGUCUGGACUCGUCCCGUCCCCUCCUUGCUCUUCAUCACGACUUAUAUCCUCUCCUUUCUGCCACGUUCUGUUGCUAUUACGCUUGCCUGGGACGUGCUAGGGGUCGCACAUGGUGAAACGUUUGUUGAGGCUCAAGAUCACGAGCUUUAUGCGAAACGGGCUAAAGAGAGGGGCGAGAUGCGUCCCGUUUCAUCACGUUGCGCGUAA